Messenger RNA from Daucus carota subsp. sativus, 958 nucleotides. Its product is annotated as heavy metal-associated isoprenylated plant protein 45. The coding region runs from base 327 to 776 and encodes 149 amino acids. NCBI's taxonomy places the organism in Eukaryota, Viridiplantae, Streptophyta, Magnoliopsida, Apiales, Apiaceae. The transcript is spliced from 3 exons. Gene Ontology annotation, molecular function: metal ion binding. The record is from RefSeq and is a predicted model, not a curated record.
GCUUAUCUGCUAAUAAGCAAAGGUUUGGAAUCACUAGAGAGAAUCUUUGAGUACCAUGAAAGACAAUUAUCACAGAUUAUUUGGUAAUUUCGACAUUCCUUUUCCAGCUUGUGCAACAUGUUGGCAUAUGUACUAGCAUAGGGGGAAUCUUCGUUCUAUGUUGGAGGCCUAGUCAUAAGCUAUAUAGUACCAGCAAGACAGUUCCGUGACUAAGUUAAAAAAAAGACAGUAAAGCUCAUUGAUUUCAGGUCUACAUGAUAUAUCAACAAAAUCAGUGCAUAGGGAGGUUUUGACGCUCUGAUCAACAGAGCCAACCAUCGCUGACAAUGCUGGGUCGAUGUUUCAAGCAAUCCAAGAUGUCAAAUGCGUUGUCUAUUGUGGAACUAUUAGUCCAUAUGGAUUGUGAAGGAUGUGAAAAAAGAAUAAGAAGAGCAAUCGCCAAACUAAACGGUGUGGAUACCUUGGAAAUUGACAUGGACAAGCAAAAGGUAACUGUCAAAGGAUACGUCGAUCAGAGGCGGGUGCUGAAGAUUGUGAGAAGAACAGGAAGAAAAGCUGAGUUCUGGCCAUACCCGUACCAUGAUGAGUAUUAUCCUUAUGCAUCUCAGUACUUUGAUGAAUCAAAUUUCACAUCCAGCUAUAAUUACUAUAUGCAUGGCCACAACGAAAGCAUUCACGGAUACUUACCCACUGGCCUUCCUAACUCCACAGUCAUUGAAGAUGAAGUUGCUGAUCUUUUUAGUGUUGAGAAUGUCCAUGCCUGCAGCAUAAUGUGACAGCACUGACCAAUGGAGUCUAUCUCUCAAAACCAUUUUGCUUCUUUUCUUAUAUAUCUUAAUUAGUAUAACAGAACAUCAUGAUAUUUGAAUUUAAAACAUUUACUCAAGUAGCAAUUUAAUACAUGAUGCAAAAAUAAACUAGUGUAGCCAUGAUUUAUAAAAUUCUCUGGUGCCAUCUA